AUGCGUAAUCUGAACAAUAAUGCAUUUGAUUAUGACCUUUUUCCCGACCAUUUUUGUCGCCUUUUUUUUUAUCUCGUCUUUUAUCUCGAACAUUUUCUCGCCUUUUUCAUCGCUUUUUUUUCUCGAUCUUUUUCCAGUCUUUCUUCGGAAAUCUUUUUUUUUUUUUCUCGAUCUGUUUCCAGUCUUUCGUCCUUUUCUCGAAUCGCUUUUUUUUUCUUGUCUGUUUUAUCCCGCCAUUUUUGUCGCCUUUUUUUUUUUUUUAUCUCGUCUUUUAUCUCAAACAUUUUCUCGGUCUUUUCUCGUCGUUUUUAUCGCAUUUCUCGUCCUUUUUCUCGCCUUUUUUCUCGUCUUUGUUUUUUUGCUUCGUAUAUUUCCGUCAAUGUUUCUUCUUCUAACUUUUAUCAUUUUUUUUCACAUCUUUCCUCAUAUAUUUCUCCUAUACUUUUCUCCUCUUUCUUUCUCAUGUUUCCUCAUAUUUUCAUGAUUUUUGUACUUGAUUUUUCUUUUUAUUUUCAGUCAAUACUUUCUCACCUAUUUCUUUUCUUCAUUUUUUUUCUAAUUUUCCUGUUUAUUUCUGCUGACCUCAUUUUUUGCCCGCCUUUUUCUCAUCUAUUUUCUUGUUUUUUUUUUCCUGACUUUUCUUUUUCUUUCCUUUUGCCCCCAUAUUUGUAUAUUCUCCUCCUCUUUACCUACAUGUUUAUAUUUUCCCUCUCUUUGUCUAUAUCUGUCCAUUCUCCCUCUCUUUAUCUACAUGUUCAUAUUCUCUCUCUCUCUCUUUGCUUUCAUGUAUCUAUUAUCCCUCUCUUUAUCUACAUGUGUAUAUUCCCCCCUCUCAAGGACGAUAUAAAUAUAUUCUCCCUCUCUUUGACUAUGCAUGUGUAUACCCCCUCUCAUUGGCAAUAUGUGUAUAUCCUCCCUAUCUUUGCCUACAUGUAUACAUUCUCUCUCUCUCUCUCUCUUUACCUACAUGUUAUCUAUCUAUCUAUAUAUCUCAUACUGUUUACAAUCUAUCUUAAUUUGAAUCUAUCUAUCUAUCUAUCUAUCUAUCUAUCUAUCUAUCUAUCUAUCUAUCUAUCUAUCUAUCUAAUUCUGAUUCUACCUAUCUAUCUAAUUAUCUAUCUAUCUAUAUAUCUCAUACUGUUUACAAUCUAUCUUAAUUUGAAUCUAUCUAUCUAUCUAUCUAUCUAUCUAUCUAAUUCUGAUUCUACCUAUCUAUCUAAUGUUGAUAGUAUCUAUCUAUCUAUAUAUCUCAUACUUAUCUAUCUAUCUAUAUAUCUCAUACUGUUUACAAUCUAUCUUAAUUUGAAUCUAUCUAUCUAUCUAUCUAUCUAUCUAUCUAUCUAUCUAUCUAUCUAUCUAUCUAAUUCUGAUUCUACCUAUCUAUCUAAUGUUGAUAGUAUCUAUCUAUCUAUAUAUCUCAUACUGUUUACAAUCUAUCUUAAUUUGAAUCUAUCUAUCUAUCUAUCUAUCUAUCUAUCUAUCUAUCUAUCUAUCUAUCUAUCUAAUUCUGAUUCUACCUAUCUAUCUAAUGUUGAUAGUAUCUAUCUAUCUAUAUAUCUCAUACUGUUUACAAUCUAUCUUAAUUUGAAUCUAUCUAUCUAUCUAUCUAUCUAUCUAUCUAUCUAUCUAUCUAUCUAA
This is a messenger RNA of Acanthosepion pharaonis, 1638 nucleotides long. The record is from the annotation of a GenBank genome assembly. NCBI's taxonomy places the organism in Eukaryota, Metazoa, Mollusca, Cephalopoda, Sepiida, Sepiidae.